This is a messenger RNA of Ziziphus jujuba (common jujube), 2007 nucleotides long. RefSeq names its product E3 ubiquitin-protein ligase APD2. NCBI's taxonomy places the organism in Eukaryota, Viridiplantae, Streptophyta, Magnoliopsida, Rosales, Rhamnaceae. Bases 159 to 1586 code for a protein of 475 amino acids. The transcript has 11 exons. The record is from RefSeq and is a predicted model, not a curated record.
UGGCGCAAAAUAGAAAUUUUUUUUUUAAUUUUUUUUUUAAAGGCAUAAAUUUUGAAAAACCGUCGUUGGCAUCUACCAGUCUUUGUUGAAGAAGACCGAUUGGUGUAUCGGUUACUCACCUUUCCCUCCAUGGCCUUUCUUCUUCACAACCUUCCAGAAUGGAAGAACCAUCUCGCAGUUCAGGAUCAUCUACCUCCGCUUUCGUUCGCGGCGAUUCCUCCGCCGCUGCGACGACGUCGUCUUCCGGCGUUUCGCAGGUUCGCGAGGAGGAUGACGGUGGUGAUCGGCUUCAGGAAUACCACCGAUUUCCGCAUCACGACGUAGAAGAAAACCAACAAAUUACCAAUUCUUACCGAGGGAACUUUGGGUUAUUCGGCGGCGGCGACGAAACAUCGUCGGUGGUCGGGGACGAUACCUGGUCCUGUGUCAUCGUCCUCCUCACCUUUUGGUUCUUUGUAUCGAUGACUCUGAUUCUUGGUGUAUAUGGUUCUGUAACUUUGGAGCUGGGUCCCAACUGUUCACUUCUUCUGCGACCUAAUCCUCUAUUUGUGCAGUCUAUAAAGCUCAAAGAGCAAAAUGAGUCAAAAGCUGGGCCUAUGCUAUAUGGAUUUUAUAGGUCUCCACCUCUUGACAUUUUGAAAACAUGGUCUCAACGUCAUAAUUUGUCAGUUCCAACUGAUUCUCACACGGAGUGGAUAUACUACCUAAACCCGGGAUCCCAAAUUAAUAUAUCAUAUAGCGUGAAUUCACCGGCCUCCUCUAUUUUCCUUAUAAUUGCCGAAGGGAGUGAUGGUCUGGCUCAAUGGCUUGAGGAUCCAACGUAUCCUAAUAGCACCUUAUCAUGGAACAUUAUUCAUGGAAGCGGUAUUAUUCAGCAGGAUAUAUUUAAGUCAUCUAGUUAUUAUGUUGCAGUGGGUAACUUAAAUUCAGAGCGUGUAGAGGUGCAAUUAAACCUAACCAUAAAGGCUUUCCUUUAUAAUACAACUGGAGCUUAUUACAAGUGUACAUUCACUCAAGGCACCUGUAGUAUGAAUAUUUUGUUUCCCAAGGGGAAUGCAGCUGUUUUAACCUCUCCUGGUCUGGAACAGGGUGGCCCCGACGAGUGGAAUAUCAAACUUUACUAUGGACCAAGAUGGGCCACAUAUAUUGUUGGUAUAGGUGGGUUGACCGUAAUCAUGCUAUUGCUCUUCAAUUUCUUGAACAAGUUCCAAUGUACACAUGGCGAUGGAACACGUGGUCAAUAUGAGGUGAUAAGACCUGAGAGAGAACCACUUCUUUCUAACAAAGAUGAUGAUCUUUCAAGUUGGGGUUCGUCUUAUGAUUCUGUCUCCCAUGAUGAGGAUGACCUUGAAGAGUUUUUGGCGCUUGGUCCCCAUGAAGGGAAGUCCUUGGGAGAUGGUGAGAACAGUAAUAACACUCGGCGUCUUUGUGCUAUAUGCUUUGAUGCUCCUAGGGACUGUUUCUUCCUUCCAUGUGGGCAUUGUGUGGCCUGUUUUGCAUGUGGAACAAGGAUAGCAGAGGUCGAUGGUACUUGUCCAAUAUGUCGUAGGAAUAUGAGGAAAGUGAGGAAGAUCUUUACAGUUUGAGAAAUAAAGGGCUUCUUUUUGAGACUCGUAGAUCCUGGUUGAAUAACCUGGACUGUAUUUGUGUACAUCAUUGCUUACCUGCCAGUGAAGAAUGGCCAUUCCUAGUUAGUGUUUCUGCAUAGGUUUUCCAUAUUGUAAUAUUAUAUCUUGGUAUAGGAUUAUCUAAAUGCAAACAUAUAGAGUAAGUCAAAGGUUAGUGUUUAGUAUUUUUCUUCCCCUUAUAAUUUAGGUGGGUGAAUUUUCUGUUCUAAUCUCUUUCCUUGUUAUGAGUGUAUCGAGAUAGAAGCGAUUUUUUUGUUCAAAUCACCGCUUAAAAACCGAUGAAAUCAAUUUUACACGAUUUAUUUGGCUUCAUUUAAGUCGGUGGUUGUUAAAUCUCAUACAUUCACUCGGCAAUAUUGGAUCUCCAUUAUACUAGAAA